Molecule: messenger RNA, 1304 nt
Organism: Solea senegalensis (Senegalese sole)
Lineage: Eukaryota; Metazoa; Chordata; Actinopteri; Pleuronectiformes; Soleidae
Gene: mul1
Product: mitochondrial E3 ubiquitin protein ligase 1b
Exons: 5
Coding region: 139-1197 (352 amino acids)
Biological process (GO): organelle organization; protein ubiquitination
Cellular component (GO): mitochondrion
Molecular function (GO): ubiquitin-protein transferase activity
Source: RefSeq, a predicted model, not a curated record
UUGUGCCUGAACAGUGUCAGUCGGUCACUGGUGUUGUAUUUGUGUCUGUUGUGAUCCUCGUCCGCUGUUGUUGACAGACCGACGGACACACACUGGUGUGUUUGUGUGUGUAAGCACAGCUCUGCUGUGGAUGUCAGGAUGGACUCCAGUGGAAAACCCUCAACUGCACAGAUUGUGGUGUUAGCCACCAGCUCAGCUCUGACUGCCCUUUUCUACUCCAUGUACAAAAGCAGAGCCACGACAGUUGCUAGAUUAAAGGAAGCCAAGAAAGUGGCCAUUGACCACAAUUUGAAAAAUUUCCUGUCUGAAACCCCUGGACGAUGUGUCCCAUAUGCUGUCAUAGAAGGUGUGGUGAGAAAUGUGAAGGAAACUCUCAGCAGUCAGUUUGUUGAUAACUGCAAAGGCGUCAUCGAAAGACUGACACUGAAGGAGGAAAAGAUGGUGUGGAACCGCACCACUCAUCUCUGGAACAGCACAGAGAAAGUCAUUCACCAGCGCACCAACACCGUUCCAUUUGCCCUCGGGUCUCAUGACGAUGAUGUUGCUACCACAGUCCGGGUUAUACGCCCUCUGGAUGCUGCAGACUUGGACUUGGAGACCACGUACGAGAACUUCCACCCCACGGUCCAGUCCCUGUCCUCUGUUAUUGGCCACUUCAUCAGUGGAGAACGACCCAAGGGCAUCCAUGAAACAGAGGAGAUGCUGCGGCUGGGAGACAGUGUCACGGGAGUGGGAGAGCUGGUCCUAGAUAACAACCUCAUCAAGCUCCAACCUCCCAAGCAGGGUCUGUGUUACUUCCUUACCCGCCUGGACUAUGAGUCUCUGCUGAAGAAGCAGGGACAAAGUGUCAGACUGUGGAGGAUUUUGGCUCUUCUCUCAGGCAUCGCUGCCUGUUCCACGCUCAUUUUCAUCCUGUGGAAGAAAUUUGUGCACCACAGACAGAGUAAGAAGGAGCGAAGAAUCCUCGAGGAGUUCAAGGAGCAACAGAAGAAACGGAAGCGUGAACUUAACAUAGAGGAGAGCAGCGUGUCACCCACCAGCUGUGCUAUUUGUCUGAGCCGCGAGCGCUCCUGUGUGUUCCUGGAGUGUGGCCACGUGUGUGCCUGUGCUCCGUGCUACGAUGCCCUGCCACAGCCAAAGAAAUGCCCCAUCUGCAGGGCAACUAUAGACAGAGCCGUGCCUCUUUACAAUAGUUAACAUGGACUCACAUGACAUCGGGAGUCGACAGUCCAGUGUUUCAUCGCCGUGGUAACAGUGGAAAUAUUUCAUUAAAAAGCUGAAACAUCAGGCUUGUUGAGCUUAAA